AAAGAAUUCAUUCAAGUUCGCAUGGCCAGAUUCAGGAUUUGAACCCAGUCUGAGUUAGGAACACACUUUUAGCCAUUAUACACAGGACAAAGGAUGCAUCUCAGGUGUCACUCUGCAGCUCCCUUCCUCUCCAGAAAACAUUCCCCUCAUGGGCAAAAAUUAUUUGUAAAAAAUCUUUUUCCCUAUCUUUUGGGAAAUACUUGAAUGUCACCACUUGUCCACUAUCUUGUGUCUCCGUAUCUCCUCCUUGUGACUGACUGGGUGGGGGCUCAGACAGGACUGUGGGGGCUCUUAUCCUGACUCUGCUCGGACUAGCUGGUUUUGUUGGCAAAGAGCUCUGAGACCCUCCACAGAAUGGACAGUUUUGCUUCCUAUCCAUCAACAACUCCUCCCCAACUUCCAACCCCAUCAUGCUGGAAAUAAAUCAGUUCUCAGGUUUGUUGGCUGGAGCUGGACAAGUGUGUGAUUUCAGCCUGCUGGGUCCUUGUCUCUCCGCCCCUUUCUCUCUCUGGUACCCUCAGAGCCUGCUCCAGAAGCACGGGCCACCUGAUUUCCUUUUGCCCUUUUCCUGCGGAGCCUGGAAGCCUCCAGGCCAGGAGGCAAGGGGUGGAAUCCUUGCACUGCCCCGCAGAGAAGUCACUCUAGGUCUGGCCGAGGACCUUCCUCCCGUUCAUUCUCUGGGAAAGUGAGAAGUCACUUAUUUCACUAAGCACCUACUAUCUGGGGGCCAUUUCCAGGGCUUCCCUUCUCCACUGCAACUAAGAGUUGUCCCAGCUGAAAGAGCACGAGUUUAGUGGAGUACAGAAGGGAUGGACGGGGGUGGCCAGAGUCAAAAGCCGGUGGGGAGGCUGGCCGAUCCAUCUGCCCCUUUUCCUAAAGGACUGCGGUCGAAGCAGCGGCACCCGGAGGACAUGCGGAGGAGGGAGGAAGCCCGGCCUGGAAGUGGUGGUGGCGGGUCCCCAGGCAGAGGAAAGGCUCAAUUGUACUAAGGCUUCCUGCCCUGCCAGCUUGCUGCCCCGGUCCUGCCACCAGGCAGCCGCUCUUCUGCGGCAGCCGGGGAGGCGGGGCGGGAAGGCCAAGGCAGUAAAGGGUUACGGGAAUAGCUUUCCAAUGACAAAGUCUGGAAGCGACCCAUGCCUCCGCCCCUCUGCGGGUUAAACUGGCACAGGGCAGGGGGAGGAAAGCGAGGGCGAUCUGAGGCAGAUACUCUCCUCCCUCCCACCCCCCACCCCCGGCCGCCGGGCACGCCCCUCCCCGGGCCCGCAGCGCAGGCUGCCGGCGUGUGCCUGGGGCAGCGGGUCACCAGGCUCCUCCCCCGGCCGCCGGGCUUGGGGGACGGCACUUUGUUCAGGAUGCCUCCUCCCUUCUCAUUGUGGGGCCGGGGCCGGCGGCAGCCCUAUUGCGAGGCCGGAGGCCGGAGCGCUCAGCUGACGCUACGACUAGUGUGAGGGGCUGACUCGGCCCGGGGAGCUCCGCGAAACUUUCUACUUGCGACGAGCGGGCUCCGGGAGCGGCUGCUCCGGGGGAUGCGCGACUCUGCGCGGCGGCGGCAGCGGCGCGGACCCCGAGCCGGGCAGGGCAGGCGCGCCGACAGUAGUCUACCUUUCUGGCCUUGCUGACCAUGAAUGGGAUGGCCAAUGUGAAUUCUGCCAGCCGCCCUCACUAUGCCUCCUCCAUCCCUGUGCCUCGAGCUUCUUCCCAGACCAGGAUUCAUACACCGGGUGCUUCUCCCCAGCUGCGGCCACGCCAGGCUGGGCUGGCCCUGAGCCCUCAGAGAGCAGCCUCCCCAAGACUGGGCAAGGCUGCAGGCCCUUCCAGAAACUCCUCUCCUAAGGCCUCCAGGGGCAGAGGCUCCCCCAGGGGUGCUGGGACAGUGAGGGAGUCAGCCGAGGGUGGAGAAGGCCUCUCUAGCUCCCCAUGGAGCAGUCCCAGGAUAACCCCCAAAGCAGCCCUUUCCAGCCGAGCUGGCUCCAGAAGAGUAGGGGAAACACAAGGCACCCACGGAAUGAAGAAAAAAGCCCAUGAGGGGAUUCCAGUCUGCCAGACCAGGGGCAGGAGCCCAUCCCGGACGAGCUUUCAUGGAGAAACUCAAACACCAGGCACUUCUGAAGGUCAAAAGCCUCCUAACUGCCCCGGAAAAGACCAAAGAAAUAUAAACUACAAAAGUUCUGGACUUCCCAGAUCUUUGGCACCUGAUGAUGGGGCAACUUCUCAGGCUUCUUCUCCAGUCUGCAGCCCAGCACCAGGCAAGCGUCCCCCUCCUACCCCAGGGGCCAUUAGUUUCUCCUCAGCCCAUCAGCAGAGUCAACCAGUCACAGCCACGGUGGCCCCCUUCCAGUACAGGUUGCACACAGACCAGGAACCUGGGCCCCUCCUCCAGAAUCGCUGGGCCCUUGAUGACUACUCUGAGUCCCCUGCUGAGACUGAGGAGAGCUUCUCCUGCAUGGACGCGCGGUUCGUCCAUGCGCUCCUCGCGGGCAGAAUGCUGGGCAGCAGCGUCAAGAGCGUGCAGCCCGAGGUGGAGCUGAGCGGCGGCGGCGGUGACGAGGGCGCGGACGAGCCGCGGGGCGCCGGCAGGAAGGCUGUAGCGGCGGACGGCAAAGGCAUGCUACCCAAGCGCGCCAAGGCGCCCAGUGGCGGUGGCGGCAUGGCCAAGGCCAGCGCGGCUGAGCUGAAGGUCUUCAAGUCCGGCAGCGUGGACAGCCGUGUCCCUGGCGGGUUACCCGCCUCUAACCUGCGCAAGCAGAAGUCGCUCACCAAUCUCUCGUUCCUCACAGACUCGGAGAAAAAACUGCAGCUCUAUGAACCCGAGUGGAGCGACGAUAUGGCCAAGGCGCCCAAGGGCUUAGGCAAGGUGGGGUCCAAAGGCCGCGAGACUCCUCUGAUGUCCAAGACGCUGUCCAAGUCAGAGCACUCGCUCUUCCAGGCCAAGGGGAGCCCGGCCGCCAGCGCCAAGACCCCCCUGGCUCCACUUGCUCCCAGCUUGGGAAAGCCGAGCCGGAUCCCCCGAGGACCCUACGCGGAGGUCAAGCCGCUUAGCAAGGCGCCUGAGGCGGCCGUGAGCGACGACGGCAAAUCGGAUGAUGAGCUGCUUUCCAACAAGGCCAAGGCACAAAAGGCUUCCGCCGGGCCUGUGCCCUCUGCCAAGGGCCAGGAGGAGCGCGCCUUCCUCAAGGUGGACCCAGAGCUUGUGGUGACGGUGCUGGGCGACCUGGAGCAGCUGCUCUUCAGCCAGAUGCUAGACCCAGAGUCCCAGAGAAAGAGGACAGUGCAGAAUGUCCUGGAUCUUCGACAGAACCUGGAAGAGACCAUGUCCAGCCUGCGAGGGUCCCAGGUGACUCACAGCUCCUUGGAGAUGACCUGCUAUGACAGUGAUGAUGCCAACCCUCGCAGCGUGUCCAGCCUCUCCAAUCGCUCGUCCCCUCUCUCCUGGCGCUAUGGCCAGUCCAGCCCGCGACUGCAGGCUGGUGACGCGCCCUCUGUAGGUGGAAGCUGCCGCUCAGAGGGGCCGCCCGCCUGGUACAUGCACGGGGAGCGAGCUCACUACUCCCACACCAUGCCCAUGCGCAGCCCCAGCAAGCUCAGCCACAUCUCCCGCCUUGAGCUGGUGGAGUCCUUGGACUCGGACGAGGUGGACCUCAAGUCUGGUUACAUGAGCGACAGUGACCUCAUGGGCAAGACGAUGACCGAGGACGAUGACAUCACUACUGGCUGGGAUGAGAGCAGCUCCAUCAGCAGUGGGCUCAGUGAUGCCUCAGACAACCUCAGUUCAGAAGAAUUCAAUGCCAGCUCCUCACUCAACUCCCUCCCGACUACUCCCACGGCUUCUCGCAGAAACUCUACAAUAGUGCUACGCACAGACUCAGAGAAGCGAUCUCUGGCAGAAAGUGGGCUGAGCUGGUUUAGUGAAUCGGAGGAAAAGGCUCCCCAAAAACUAGAGUACGACAGUGGUAGCCUGAAGAUGGAACCUGGGACUUCUAAGUGGCGGAGAGAACGGCCCGAGAGCUGUGAUGAUUCAUCUAAGGGUGGAGAACUGAAAAAGCCCAUCAGCCUGGGACACCCUGGGUCCCUGAAGAAGGGCAAGACCCCACCAGUGGCUGUCACCUCCCCCAUCACUCACACAGCCCAGAGUGCCCUCAAAGUCGCAGGCAAACCAGAAGGCAAAGCUGCAGACAAAGGCAAGCUGGCAGUGAAGAAUACUGGGCUACAGCGCUCCUCUUCUGAUGCUGGCCGAGAUCGCCUGAGCGAAGCUAAGAAGCCCCCCUCGGGCAUUGCUCGCCCCUCCACUUCAGGAUCCUUUGGCUACAAGAAGCCUCCUCCAGCCACAGGCACAGCCACUGUCAUGCAGACUGGUGGUUCAGCCACUCUCAGCAAGAUCCAGAAGUCCUCGGGCAUCCCAGUCAAGCCAGUGAAUGGACGCAAGACUAGCUUGGAUGUGUCCAACAGUGCAGAGCCAGGAUUCCUGGCUCCUGGGGCCCGUACCAACAUCCAGUACCGCAGCCUGCCCCGCCCAGCCAAGUCCAGUUCCAUGAGUGUGACGGGUGGGCGGGGUGGACCUCGCCCUGUUAGCAGCAGCAUUGACCCCAGUCUCCUCAGCACCAAGCAAGCAGGCCUUACACCCUCUAGACUGAAGGAGCCUACCAAGGUGGCCAGUGGGCGGACCACUCCAGCCCCUGUCAAUCAGACAGAUCGAGAGAAGGAGAAGGCCAAAGCCAAGGCAGUGGCCUUAGACUCUGACAAUAUUUCCUUGAAGAGCAUUGGCUCCCCAGAAAGUACUCCUAAGAACCAAGCAAGCCACCCCCCAGCCACCAAGCUGGCAGAGCUGCCACCAACCCCUCUCAGGGCCACAGCUAAGAGCUUUGUCAAGCCACCCUCACUAGCCAAUCUAGACAAGGUCAACUCCAACAGUCUGGAUCUACCAUCGUCCAGUGACACCCACGCUUCAAAGGUCCCAGAUCUGCAUGCUACAAGCUCAGCAACAGGGAGCCCUCUCCCUUCUUGCUUCACCCCCAGUCCAGCACCCAUCCUCAAUAUUAACUCAGCCAGCUUCUCUCAGGGCCUGGAACUAAUGAGUGGUUUCAGUGUCCCAAAGGAGACCCGCAUGUACCCUAAACUCUCAGGCCUGCACAGGAGCAUGGAGUCCCUCCAGAUGCCAAUGAGCCUGCCCAGUGCCUUCCCCAGCAGUACUCCCAUCCCCACACCUGCUGCCCCUGCUGCUCCCCCAGAGGAGGAGACGGAAGAGCUGCCCUGGAGUGGAAGCCCCCGAACUGGGCAGUUGGACAGUAAUCAGCGAGAUCGGAACACUCUUCCCAAGAAAGGACUCAGGUACCAGCUUCAGUCCCAGGAGGAGACCAAGGAGAGGCGACAUUCCCAUACUAUUGGUGGGCUGCCAGAAUCUGAUGACCAGUCGGAGCUGCCUUCUCCUCCUGCACUCUCCAUGUCCUUGAGUGCAAAAGGCCAGCUUACCAACAUAGUGAGUCCCACUGCGGCCACCACGCCAAGAAUCACCCGCUCCAACAGCAUCCCCACCCACGAGGCGGCCUUCGAGCUGUACAGCGGCUCCCAAAUGGGGAGCACCCUGUCCCUGGCCGAGAGACCCAAGGGAAUGAUUCGGUCAGGAUCCUUCCGAGACCCCACGGACGAUGUUCAUGGCUCAGUGCUGUCCCUGGCCUCCAGCGCCUCCUCCACUUACUCCUCAGCUGAGGAGAGGAUGCAAUCUGAGCAAAUCCGGAAGCUUCGUAGGGAACUGGAAUCAUCCCAGGAAAAAGUAGCCACCCUGACGUCUCAACUUUCUGCCAAUGCUAAUCUGGUGGCUGCUUUUGAGCAGAGCCUGGUGAACAUGACAUCCCGCCUGCGACACCUGGCAGAGACAGCAGAGGAGAAGGACACCGAGCUGCUGGAUUUGCGAGAAACCAUAGACUUUCUGAAGAAAAAGAACUCUGAGGCCCAAGCAGUCAUUCAGGGAGCCCUUAAUGCCUCAGAAACCACGCCCAAAGAACUUCGGAUCAAGAGACAAAACUCCUCAGAUAGCAUCUCAAGUCUCAACAGCAUCACUAGCCAUUCCAGCAUUGGUAGCAGCAAGGAUGCUGAUGCAAAAAAGAAGAAAAAGAAGAGUUGGCUUCGAAGUUCCUUCAACAAAGCCUUCAGUAUAAAAAAGGGACCCAAGUCAGCUUCCUCGUACUCUGAUAUAGAGGAGAUCGCCACACCUGACUCCUCAGCCCCCUCAUCCCCCAAACUACAGCACGGUUCCACAGAGACUGCUUCCCCCUCCAUCAAGUCCUCCACCUCAUCCUCUGUGGGCGCUGAUGUCACUGAGGCCCCUGCUCCUCACCCAGUUCCUCACACUAGGCUGUUCCAUGCCAAUGAGGAGGAGGAGCCAGAGAAGAAGGAGGUAUCAGAGCUGCGCUCUGAGCUAUGGGAGAAGGAGAUGAAGCUUACAGAUAUCCGCUUGGAGGCCCUCAACUCUGCCCACCAACUGGAUCAGCUUCGGGAGACCAUGCACAACAUGCAGUUGGAGGUGGACCUGCUGAAAGCAGAGAAUGACCGGCUGAAGGUAGCCCCAGGCCCCUCAACAAGCUCCACUCCAGGGCAGGCCCCUGGAUCAUCUGCUUUGUCAUCCCCUCGCCGCUCCCUGGGCCUGGCACUCACCCAUUCCUUCAGUCCAAGUCUCACAGACACAGACCUAUCACCCAUGGAUGGUAUCAGCACAUGUGGUCCAAAGGAGGAGGUGACCCUUCGGGUGGUGGUGAGGAUGCCCCCUCAGCACAUCAUCAAAGGGGACUUGAAACAGCAGGAAUUCUUUCUGGGGUGUAGCAAGGUCAGUGGGAAAGUGGACUGGAAGAUGCUGGAUGAAGCUGUUUUCCAGGUGUUCAAGGACUAUAUUUCUAAAAUGGACCCAGCCUCCACCUUGGGACUAAGCACUGAGUCCAUCCAUGGCUACAGCAUCAGCCACGUGAAACGGGUGCUGGACACUGAGCCCCCCGAGAUGCCUCCUUGCCGUCGGGGUGUCAACAACAUAUCAGUCUCCCUCAAAGGUCUGAAGGAGAAAUGCGUCGACAGCCUGGUGUUUGAGACGCUGAUCCCCAAGCCAAUGAUGCAGCACUACAUCAGCCUCCUGCUCAAGCACCGGCGCCUCGUUCUCUCGGGCCCCAGCGGCACGGGCAAGACCUACCUGACCAACCGGCUGGCUGAGUACCUAGUGGAGCGCUCCGGCCGUGAGGUCACCGAGGGCAUCGUCAGCACCUUCAACAUGCACCAGCAGUCCUGCAAGGAUCUGCAACUGUAUCUUUCCAACCUGGCUAACCAGAUAGACCGGGAAACAGGAAUUGGGGAUGUGCCUCUGGUGAUCCUGUUGGAUGACCUGAGUGAAGCAGGCUCCAUCAGUGAGCUGGUCAAUGGGGCCCUCACCUGCAAGUAUCACAAAUGUCCCUAUAUUAUAGGUACCACCAAUCAGCCUGUAAAAAUGACACCCAAUCAUGGUUUGCACUUGAGCUUCAGGAUGUUGACCUUCUCCAACAACGUGGAGCCAGCCAAUGGCUUCCUGGUUCGUUACCUGAGGAGGAAGCUGGUAGAGUCAGACAGCGACAUCAAUGCCAACAAGGAAGAGCUGCUUCGGGUGCUCGACUGGGUGCCCAAGCUGUGGUAUCAUCUCCACACCUUCCUUGAGAAGCACAGCACCUCAGACUUCCUCAUCGGCCCUUGCUUCUUUCUGUCCUGUCCUAUUGGCAUUGAGGACUUCCGAACCUGGUUCAUUGACCUAUGGAACAACUCUAUCAUCCCCUACCUACAGGAAGGAGCCAAGGAUGGGAUCAAGGUUCAUGGACAGAAAGCUGCUUGGGAGGACCCUGUAGAGUGGGUCCGGGACACUCUUCCCUGGCCUUCAGCUCAACAAGACCAAUCAAAACUGUACCACCUGCCCCCACCCACCGUGGGCCCUCACAGCAUUGCCUCUCCUCCUGAGGACAGGACGGUCAAAGACAGCACCCCAAGUUCUCUGGACUCAGAUCCUCUGAUGGCCAUGUUACUGAAACUUCAAGAAGCUGCCAAUUACAUUGAGUCUCCAGAUCGAGAAACCAUCCUGGACCCCAACCUCCAGGCAACACUCUGAGGGUCUGGCGGACACUGUCACCCCGGAUAGCAGAACGCUGGCAUCAGCUACGUUAGCUCCUCCUCUCUCCUCUCUUUUUUCAGAGCACUGGCUCUCCAUCCCCAGGAGGAGAACAGGAGGGAGGAGGAGGUGAAACAGGAGGGACAGGUUCUUGGUGCUGCACCUUUGAGAACUUCUAGUAAGGAUUGGUGGGGUGAAGUUUGGGAUCUUGAGUCCCCUAAAUACAUUACUGGCCUCCUCUCAUGACUUUAGGGAAAAGAUGAUUCUGGGUCUUUUCCUUGACUUCUUUCAAUGACAAACUCCUGGGCUUUCCGGGAAGGGGUUCAUAAGACAUCAAAAAACUCUGUAGCAGUUCCUAACCCAUUCUUGCAAAUAACACUGAGAGAGACAGUCAUGUGUGGGGGAAUCUGGAGGAGGCAGGAAGCACCCCAGAUUUCUUUGCAGACCCUUCCCAAUUCCAUCACCACUGCCAACAACUCUUCCCCCAGAGAUCUGGCUGGAGCCCAGAAAAAGAAGCAUGUGGUUUUAAAAAUGUUUAAAUCAAUCUGUAAAAGGUUAAAAAACAAAAAAGGAAAAAAAUGAAGCUGGAGAGAGGGGAACCAAUUGCCGAGGUAGAAAGAGAGCUGCCCACUCCUGCCCUCUGGAUGAUGUAGGGGACAUUGACAAGACGGCUGCCAACCUAAGAAGUCACCAAACCACAAAAAUAACAUUACAGCCUUCAGAGAAAGACAAGCAAUGUCUUUCUCCCCUCUAAUUUAACAUGCAUGAGUCAAUAAACCCUACUUUUUCAUUUUUGUUUUUUUAAUUUUGUUUCUAUUUUUUUCUCCCAUUUGCCUAUUCAUUUCACUUUGCUUUUUUUUUUUUUUCCAUUUCUUCACAUGUUCACAAGAUGCUUGCGUUGCUUUUCCAGGGGCUAGUUUGGUUUUUCUUAGUGGUUUUCUUUGGAGAAUCUGAUGCCUUCUAAUUGGUACCAGCUAGACACCUGCCAUAUCACCAUCUUUGACAUCCUUGAGGCUUAUAGGAGACAUGAAGCAUUGGCUCAGAAGUAGUGGGAGAAGAGAAACCCAGUUCCCUUGACUUCCCUUUUGAGAAAACACACAUCGUGCCUGGGAGCUCAGUUACCAGCCUCUGGCAUGAUUGAGUUUGGAGCCCCAUCUGAAUGGAAGAUCUACUUUGAGCUUCAUCCUGGACUAGAGGAAAACCAGGAAAUUGGAAAGAUUCCUCUAUCUUGUGGCCUGUUGGCUCCUCACUGCACUACUCUGAUGGUAGCCACUUUGCCUGCCAAGUAUCCUAGCUGGCCCUUACUGUUUUGUUUUUGAUAAGUGACCAUUCAUUUACAAGAGGCUGGACAUCCAUGUGAGAUAAUCCCAAUCAGAAUAUAAGUUUCGAGGAGUAUGACUUAGUGGCCAUUAUCUGUUUCCAAAGAGAUCUUAUCUUUCACAGAAGUUGCCCCCUUUCCUGUUGCCCUGAAGGUCUGGCAGUCCCUGUUCUUUCAUUUGACAAGUACUUAACUGAGUACUCACUGCGUACCAGUCAUAAAGUUAAAAAAAAAAGACAAGAUUUGGGCCUUUGAGUUCACAGUCCAGUAGGAAGUGUUAACCUCCAUUAAGUGUACACCCUCAAGUUAUUUAGACCUUCAAGAUCAUCAAAGAAAUAUAGCUGAAACCCAAGGAGCCAGACAGAAAGAAGCCUUUGAUUAGCUGUCCAAUACACUGGGAGCAGAAGAUCUGAGAUCAGUUAAGAUGGAGCCUGAAAGACUAUGGAAUCUUGCUUGUCUGGAGUGGGCAAGUCUGCUUCUACUAUUUCGGAAGCCCCUGUGGGACCAGAUUCUAGGCUGAGCUGCUUAGUAGGCUGACGUUUCAGGGCUCUGCAGAUCAGGAAUAUGUGAUGAGCCUGGGCUGAAGUGUUUGCUCUUCAGAUUCCUAAGUAGCACAAGACUUAGAAUCCAUAGGCAUACUAACCCGGAUCACUCUUUUCUACCCAACCGAGAAGUAGCUGCACCUGAAUCUUCCUAUCAGGAUAUUUUCAUUUAGAUCCACAAGAUAGUCCAGACUGUUCCCCAGAAGAGUCCCUGCAUUCACCUAGUGAACUCCCAGGGAUGACAAGGUUCUCUAUGAUGGAGACCAUUAUUGCUAUUGCUGCUAAUUCCAUGAGCUGUGAAGAUCCCCAACCAACUCAGCUGUCAAAUAUGCAAUUCUGUGGUGGGAAGAGGCUUCUUGUCCAAGGAUGGUGCUGAAAUCACUGCCUUAAGGUCUCUGCUGUGCAAAAUGAGGAGGCUCUGGAGCUGGGUUCUAACUUAGGAGGAAGGGAAAACCGGAUGGGCCUACUUGGGACUUAGGCCUAUGCUGAACCCUAUCCUAAGCUCCAGUCCUAUGGCAGGGCUCAGACUUUUAAUGCCAUCUUAAUCUAGUGGUUGAGCUCUUAACUCUAUUUCCUGGUGCUGCCUAGCCAGUGCCUUCUGUCAUGGAUAUUACUGGCUACUUAAGAAAAAGGAGAGGGGAGAACCCUUUCUUUCAUUCUAACUGCCUCAGACCCCAAAGGGAUUCUUAGCUCUCUGGUAACUAUGGAUACCACCAUGAAUUUUACUUGGAUCCUCAGCAGGUUGAUUCUGGAGGCCUCUCUUGCUAUGACUUCAUUUCUGUUUCCUGGGAUCCACCACCCUCUACUCUCAGUUGACUGCUGCAUUUAGCCCAGGUCUCCAAUUGCUUUCCUCCAGAAAGUGUUUCCAUCUAGCAAGGUGGUAUUGAAGCCUCAGCUUUCCCUGAGCUUGGGACCCUGUUUACUGUUGCACAUCUGGGCCCUUCACUAUGGGGAUCAAUCAUCUCACAAAGGAAUCAUGGUUAUGUGGCAACUGCAGAAGGUUGAGCCUCCUCAUGGUGCUAUAACCCCUUGGGACGCUCAUCCAGACUUCUCUGAAGCAGAGGACCUGAGCUCCCCCCACUGCCCUAGAAUUAAUGGCAAGGAGCAAAUCCACAGCAUUUUCUCCUCCCUGUGCACCUGCUUCUUGGUUGAGGCUACUGGGAUCCCUCAAAAAAAAGAAAAACUGGGUCCCAUAGCUAAAUUCCUAACCCCCAGCCACCUUCAAAAGAAUCCAGCCCAGCUAAUACUGGAGUUGUGCUAUUCCCUUCCUCUCCAGCCCCCAACACCAAAGUUGGCUAGGAUUUGACAUGGUUCAAUAAAUACUUGAUGUCAAUGUACAGGGAGAGCUACAACUCCAGGAGAGGUUCCUCAGCAGAGACCCUCUCAUUUAUGGAUGAAGACCAACAAAUUUUGUCUGAUGUACUUCUCAGUUCUUGCCUAGGUACUAAAAAUAAAAUACUGGGUAAUUGGAGGCUAAUAUGGGGCCUGGUGUCUGUAUGUGUGUGUGAGCAGUUUGCUGUUGCUGUUUCCUAUCUUCUGAGGCUUCAUAGAAUAUUUUUUAAAAAUCUAUGCUUUGUGGCAGCUCUACGGUGCUUAUCUGUCUUUUGUGUAAAUCCUUAUACCAACGUCUCUGUUAUAUAGUCCAAGCAUUGGGAAGGUAGAGGCUGGCAGGGAAGAAGAAUUUGCUGAAAGUCCGUGGGAAGACCCUACAAUGGAACCCUUAUUGGUUGGUGUACUAUGCUUUGGUCCUGAAUUACCAGCCUGCCAACUGGUCAGUCCACACUCCUUAAGGACUUAAGAUGUGAUCUUUUUUCCUUUUCAUUUCUCGCUUUCUGGUUUCCCUGUUCUGCAGGACUCAAAUGUGGACUUUACCUCACCAUUUCUUCACCUUUAGCUCCCUGAGAUAAGGGGCACGCUAUUCAGAGGGAUGCCCCCUUACAGUGGUCUGAGAAGUGGUAGGCUGCUGUUUUCCACAGACACUUCACAUCAUCAUCUAGGACGGAACCCAUACAUAGAAACCCCACACAUAGGUGAAAUUUGCCUGACUAAAUGAUAUUCAGUCUUACAAACCAGGUUCAAGGAGAUACUAUAUGAGACCUUAAGGAUUUUUUUUUUUGCCACGUGUUUGGGAAAGGAAAUUGUCCUAACCAUACAUUUAACAUAGAGGUCAAGUGCUGAAGUAACCCAGAUCACCAAAUGCAGCUCCUCAUCAUACUUUAUUUUUUCUUUCCUUAAUCCUGGGCAAUAUCUAAGCUACAACUAAGUAGUAGAUUCUAUAAGCGAACACUCAUGAUGAGAUGAAAAAAAUGUGCUUAUGCAGAGAGUUUAUUAAUGGAGAGGGAUAUACUACCUCUGAUAUACUCUUAUGAUGAGUCCUGGUGCAUGGCCCCCUGAGGAGACCAUAAGUAAUAAAAUGGUCUAAGGGAUACUAUUUCCAAAAGGCCAAAGCCUGAAGAUGUAGCCGUUUACCAUUCAAUCAGCCUUAUAGUUUCAUGAGUCCUUAAUCAACCUGAUCAGGAAUAUACAGGGCCACCAGCUUGGCUGUCCCUGACGCCCAGGGAGCAUGUGUGCAUGUCUGCUCAGCCUAGCCCCGGUAGCAAGCACUGCCGGCCACAUAUCUUGGAAAAGGCCGUAGUAAAUAGGAAGAUGGUACAGCUUUGGAGUGAGGAAACCUACCAAGAUUUGGAAGCUGCAGGGAGACCAAGACAGUUGAAAAUUAAACCUGUGUAUAUUAGAUCCUUCUAGUUUGAUGUUUUGGCCAUUUAAAUAAGGCUAUGCCAUGAAUUUUCUGUGACAGAGGUAGUCAUGGAAGUAAGUGAACCCCGAGAUCCUUGACUCCAUCCUUUGCCCCUUACAGCAGUGGUAUUCAAAGUGUGAUUCCCGACCAGCAGCAUCAACAUUUGGAUGGUCAUUAAGAAUGAAAUCCUCGGCCCCAUCUACUGAAUCAGAAAUUCCAUGGAGCGAGUUGUAACAAGCCCUCCUGGUGAUUCUGAUGCCCACUAAAGUUUGAAAUUCUACUUUAGAGUAUCAGAAUCCCAUUGAGGGGCUUUAUGACCCAAAUAAGAAGGUUCUAGUUUAUAAUUCAGACUUUAACAUUAAUUUCUAAGUCACCUUUCCUUGCUUCCUUAUAUUUCUCUUUUCACUUUUAUUUUAACAAAGAAUAGGUAAGAGUGUUGUUGAACAGCGGAUAGAAUACAUCUUUCCCAGUUCAGAGAAGGAUGUCAUGCUUCUGAAAUUUCUACCUAGCAAACUAAGGGGCUUCAACACAGGAAAGCAGUUGGAGGACUCUUCUACAAUGCUCUUCUGGUAGAUUAUUUGAUUCUAUUCUGAGCCUUUUCUGAUUAUAUAAUAGGAUGAGAAAAGUGGGGGGAAAAAAUGAGUAUUUCCAUGACAACGUGUUCUCCCAGCAACAUCACUCUCCUUUUUUGAGUUAUAAUGGACACUUCUGGGCUUGAGGACCUGGCCACAACCUCCUUCCCCAAGGCAGCUAACGACUAUAGGGCUCCAGUGUCCCAGGAAGCAUGUUCCACUCACUUAGUGGAGAGGCCUGUAUGAUGAAGACACAGCACGGGGCACCUAAGUCCUUGGGCUCAUCCAUUCUUUUCCCCACACCAAGAUCAGGGGACAGAACUACUCAGACAAGACAACAGAACAAAAUCCUUUUUAAAAAAAUGUCUAAGAAGAAGGCAGGUGCAGUGGCUCACAUAUGUAAUUCUAGCACUCUGGGAGGCUGAGGAGGGAGGAUCAUUUGAGCUCAGGAGUUUGAAACCACCCUGAGCAAAAGACCCCAUCUUUAUUGAGAAAAGAAAAAAAAAAAAGGAAGGGUAUAUGGCACACCUCUUGGGUGUGUGACACAAUUACAAUAGGGAUUCUACCUAACAUGCAAACAUUGUAACCUAAUUGUUUAUACCUUCACAUUAAUCUGAAAUAAAAAGAAAAACAAAACAGAAAAGCUAGCCAGGUAUAGUGGCAUGUGCCUAUAGUUCCAGCAACAUGGGAGGCUGAGGCAGGAGAUCCCUUAAGCCCGGGAGUUUGAGGUAACAGUGAGCUAUGAUCAGAUGACACCUUGGCACUCUACAUAAGCAAUAUAGCAAGACUGUUUCAGAGGCCGGGCCUGGUGGUUCACGCCUGUAGUCCCAGCGCUGUGGGAGGCCGAGGCGGGUGGACUGUCUGAGCUCAGAGGUUCAAGACCAGUAUGAGCAGCAGUGAGCCAGAGUAAGACCCCGUCUCUACUAACAACAUCAAAAAAAAAAAGACUUUCAAAAAAAAAUUAAAAAGGCCCUGCACAGUGAUUCAAGCUUGUUAUCCUAGCACUCUGAGAGGCCAAGGCAGAUGGAAUGCUUGAGCUGAAGAGUUCAAGACCAGCCUGAGCAAGAGUGAAGCCCCAUCUCUACUAGAAAUAGAACAACUGACUGUGCGUUGUGGCAGGUGCCUAUAGUCCCAGCUACUCCUACUCGGGAGGCUGAGGGAGGAGGAUCAUUUGAGUCAGAGUUUGAGGUUGCUGUGAGCUAUGACGUCACAACACUCUACCCAGGGCGACAGUGACUCUGUGUCAAAAAAAAAAAAAAAUCUAAUAAGAGCUUCAUAUCUUUCCAAACUCAGAGACUAGCUUAUGGGACCAUGGAGAAGAGGUUGUUUAGAACUGGUUUUGUUUCAAGUUUGUCAAUUUUCUCAUGAGAGAACAUUUAUUAGAACACAAAGAAACAGAGUACUAGGACCAGGUCUCCUGAGUUCUGAAACUAAGCAUUUGGAGGAAGGACUAACGCCUGAGGAAAGCAAGUAGAAAAUAAUUUCAGUAAAUCACCUCCUUGGUCCCCAGAAGGCUGAGAUGAGUCCUUUGGUCAUCUCCUGCUUCCCUGCCACUUCUCUAAGACUAAAGAUGGUAAGGUAUUUAAGGCAAGAGCUCUUAUAUGGAAGCCAGUCUCUUUGCGACUGCUCUGCCUCCCACUUCCUUUUUUUAUUUUUUUAACCAAAAAAAAUCUUUUUUUAAAAAAAUGAAUUCCAACCCCUGCUAGCUUCCUCCCCACGCCCCAUCCUGUGCCAGCCAAUGCUGUUUAUGUGAUGGAGUCUGUGUUUCUCAAAUGCAUGGUGUUCCUCAGGUGGAGGGUGGCAGAAGUUUUUGCAACUCUUUUUUUUUUUUUUUAAGUUAUUGGGAGCAAAACCCCAAACCAGGAUGUGUGUGUGUCUGUGUGUUGUGUUUUUUUCUUAUUUGACCCUCUCCUCUUCCAACCUACCUGCUUUUAUAUCUAAUGUAGGAAAGCAAAACUGAAUCUGGAAAGCAAACCAUUGUAUAUAGUUGCGGUAACAAUCAUGAAGAGAGCUGGGCUGUCCCCUCUGUAAUUCAUCUUAAAUAACAAAUUGGUUAAGAAUUCAAUUUAUGCCAGGGCCAGCUGAAGAGGCCUUCCCUAUUACCAGAGGGCCCCCUCAUCUGGGCCCUUUGUCUAUCAGGCAUGUCUCCUCCCAGCAAGAAUCAUCUGUUUGAUACCAUUGCGUUUCAAUAAAGUUAUCUCCUGUAUUGUC
This is a messenger RNA of Nycticebus coucang (slow loris), 15487 nucleotides long. It is a transcript of the gene NAV1, whose product is annotated as neuron navigator 1. Lineage: Eukaryota; Metazoa; Chordata; Mammalia; Primates; Lorisidae. Gene Ontology annotation, biological process: neuron migration; neurogenesis; nervous system development. The coding region runs from base 1622 to 8107 and encodes 2161 amino acids. The transcript has 32 exons. Gene Ontology annotation, molecular function: ATP hydrolysis activity. Gene Ontology annotation, cellular component: axon initial segment; microtubule cytoskeleton. The record is from RefSeq and is a predicted model, not a curated record.